AUGGCCUCAGCUUCACGCUGCAGCCCUCCGGACGGAGGCUGGGGCUGGGUGGUGGUGUUCGGUGCCUUCAUCUCCAUCGGCUUCUCCUAUGCUUUUCCCAAAGCCCUGACCAUGUACUUCAAGGAGAUCCAGCGCCACUUUGGCGUUUCCUACAGCCAGAUCGCCUGGGUUUCCUCCAUCAUGUUGGCCGUUAUGUAUGCAGGAGGUCCAGUGAGCAGCGUGUUGGUGAACCGCUAUGGCAGCCGGCCUGUGGUUAUCACAGGAGGCCUCAUGUGCAGCAUGUCGAUGGUGGCAGCUUCGUUCAGCAGCACCAUCACACACUUGUACAUAUGUAUCGGGAUCAUUGGAGGUCUCGGACUUUCUUUCAACCUCCAGCCGUCCCUGACUAUAAUUGGGAAGUACUUUCAGGUCAGGAGGCCCAUCGCCAAUGGCAUAGCCAUGGCAGGAAGUCCAGUUUUCCUCUGCACUCUGGCACCGCUGAACCAGUUCCUGUUUGAACAUUUUGGUUGGAGAGGAAGCUUCUUUAUCCUCGGGGCCAUGCUGAUGAACUGCUGUGUGGCCGGAUCACUAAUGAGACCUCUGAAUGACGGUGGCUGUCGCAGACUUGAGACAAAUGGAGCCGUGAAGCCAAAAUCUUGUGAAAAUGGAACCCAGGUGCAAACCAAACCAAAGAGACGCUGCUUGCAUGGUGGCAGCUGCUUCAUGGACCUGUCUCUCUUCCGGCACCGUGGUUUUAUCAUCUACCUAAUAGGAAACAUGCUAAUGUUCUUUGGCUUUUUUGCCCCAAUGAUCUUCCUGGCACCGUAUGCGAAGCACCGUGGCAUGGAUGAGUACUCGGCUGCCAGCUUGCUCUCUGCACUGGCGCUCGUAGACAUGUUUGCCCGGCCAGGCACAGGUCUGCUCGCCAACACCAGCCGUGUGAGGCCCAGGGUCCAGUACCUCUUCAGCUUCGCCAUUACCUACAACGGUGUGUGCCACCUGCUGUGCCCAUUGGCUCCUGGUUACUGGGGGUUGGUGGUGUAUGCAGUGUGUUAUGGUGUGGUGUAUGGCAUGGUGUGCGCCCUGCUCUUCGAGUGCCUCAUGGAUGUGGUAGGACCAAGCAGGUUCUCCAGUGCUGUUGGACUCGUCACGAUCUUCGAAUGCUGCCCCGUUCUGCUUGGACCUCCCAUCGCAGGUGCACUCGUGGACAUGUUCGGUGACUACAGCUACAUGUUCUACAUGUGUGGUGCUGUGAUGCUCACCGCCGGCCUUUUCCUCUUCGUCAUGAACUACUACAACUACAGACGGAAGGAUGCGGCACGGCGUGCUCAGCAGAACGACACUGAGCUAGCCGAGAUGAACGUGCACAAUGAGCUCCUGCGUGCAGACACUCGGACUAGUGACCAAAUGCAGGCAGGAGAUGGACAAAGCCAGGGUAUGGAUUCUGGGAUACUUGGGGUCAGAUCAGAGACUGAAAACAUCCCAGUGUACCAUGACCCAAGGGAUUUAAUGACGGAUGGGAUGGUAUGA
Messenger RNA from Neoarius graeffei (lesser salmon catfish), 1509 nucleotides. RefSeq names its product monocarboxylate transporter 2-like. Gene Ontology annotation, biological process: monocarboxylic acid transport; transmembrane transport. The coding region runs from base 1 to 1509 and encodes 502 amino acids. Gene Ontology annotation, molecular function: monocarboxylic acid transmembrane transporter activity. The transcript is spliced from 5 exons. NCBI's taxonomy places the organism in Eukaryota, Metazoa, Chordata, Actinopteri, Siluriformes, Ariidae. Gene Ontology annotation, cellular component: membrane. The record is from RefSeq and is a predicted model, not a curated record.